Molecule: messenger RNA, 1299 nt
Organism: Neurospora tetrasperma FGSC 2508
Lineage: Eukaryota; Fungi; Ascomycota; Sordariomycetes; Sordariales; Sordariaceae
Exons: 3
Coding region: 1-1299 (432 amino acids)
Biological process (GO): mRNA splicing, via spliceosome
Cellular component (GO): precatalytic spliceosome
Molecular function (GO): zinc ion binding; RNA binding
Source: RefSeq, a predicted model, not a curated record
AUGGCAGAAUACUGGAAAUCUACGCCCAAAUACUGGUGCAAACACUGCUCCGUCUUCGUCCGCGACACCCCUCUCGAGCGCAGAAAUCAUGAGUCGACCGCCAAGCACCAGGGCGCCAUCAAGCGCUCCCUGCGCGAUCUACACCGGUCCGCAGACCAACAAGAACGAGAAAAAGAGCGAGCGAGAAGGGAAGUCGAGCGGUUGAAUGGGGUUGUUUCUGGCUCUGGCUCAACAACACCAAGGGCCAGUGGGAGCGGGAGUGGUAGCGCUGGACAAAAAGGAGGACAUAAACCUGGUGGUGGAGCAGGAGGAGUCGGACCGACGGGUGCUAAUGCUGCUGCUGUCGGGUUAAGCGAUGCGGAAAGACAAAGGCAAUUGGAGCAGUUGGCUGAGUUGGGCGUGAAUAUCCCGACAGAACUGAGGGGGAGUAUGGCGUUGGCGGGAGACUGGGAGGUUACUAAUGUUAGGGUCGUCAAUGACGACGCAGAUGGCGCAGCGGCGGGUCAGAAUGCCGGUGCAGGUGGUGCAGGUGUGAUUCCUGUGGGAGCAGAGGGGAGAGCGGUAGGUGUAAAGAGGGAGAGGGAACGGACGGAAGAGGAGAAGGAACAGGAGGAGGCUAUCAAGGGAUUGUUUAAACGACCGAAGAAGUGGGGGGUGGGAAGCAAGGUGGCGAAGAUGGAGGAGGAUAAGGAGUUGGAAGAGUUGUUGAGUGGGGGGAUUCCACUUAGGAAGGAGGAGAAGGGAACCAUCAAGACGGAGGUGGAGCAGGAUGUCAAGAAGGAAGACGGAAAUGAAAAGGAUGGGGAGGUGAACGUUAAGAAGGAGGAGGACGGUGUACAAGGGGGUGUGAAUAAGGAAGAGAAUGCGGAUGCGGAGGAGGACAGCGCCAUUUCCAAGAUUCCGGCUAUCAAGAGUGAGCCCAGCGAGGCUUUGUCAGGAAUUGCUGAUGAAGUUGCCCCUCCGCUUGCUACGGGCGAGUCUGAUGUUGCGGCUGCGGCUGCGGACGCGGUUCCGGCUGUGGUGUUCAAGAAGCGGAAACCCAAGAAUAUCAGUGUGGCCUGUGACCGAGCUCUGAUUCACAUUGAAGACAAGAACAAUAAGCCGGGAACAAGGACAAGCUCUCGUACUUACCGUCUCGCGGCACAAGUUCCGAAGUCCGAACAUCGUCAUAUCGAGCAAUCCCGUUCUUUGUUGUUAAAACCCAAUGCCUCAACGAAAAGCACAAUGGAUACCAACGGACAAGUUACCCGCGGUAUCCAGCCGCAGGGCAGGGCAGACAAGGCUCACAAAGGCAUUUGA